Molecule: messenger RNA, 3300 nt
Organism: Oryzias melastigma (Indian medaka)
Lineage: Eukaryota; Metazoa; Chordata; Actinopteri; Beloniformes; Adrianichthyidae
Gene: cbln4
Product: cerebellin 4 precursor
Exons: 3
Coding region: 439-1020 (193 amino acids)
Molecular function (GO): protein binding
Source: RefSeq, a predicted model, not a curated record
GGAGGGAAAAUGCAGACAUCCUUAAUUAGAUUUCUGCGAUACGUGCGUGCGUAAAUUGGAUGCCUGGGCGCGCACACGCAGCGCAUCACUCCGUGGGCUGCUGUUAUUAGACGCGUUUUUGGAGCGCCCAGAUUCUCUGCUCGUCGCAGCAUCAGAGAGAGCUCCACUUUUAUCCACUUCAAACAUGGCAGAUAAUCGCCCGUGAUUUCUUCUUUCUCCAGGAGAACAUCCUUUUCAUCUGGAAUCCCUUUUUUCGUUGAAUCCCUCGUUGCUUGUGUCGGACAUGGCUCGUCUUUGGAUCCAAUAGAAGGACCUGACCGCGUCAGACGCGUCUGCGGCGCGCGGAGACCAGCGGAGGGGACUCGGAAAGUUGAGCGGCGCGCGGGAGCCGACGCCGUUUCUCUGCUGCUGCGGCUGGAACCACAACAGGAGUGCGCCAUGGUGAGCUCCGUCCUCCUCAUCCUCAGCUGGACGGUGAUCUCUGAGGUCGCGAGGGCCCAGAAUGACACGGAACCGAUCGUGCUGGAGGGGAAAUGCCUCGUAGUGUGCGACUCCAACCCGGCCACGGACUGGAGGUCCUCCACGUCGCCGCUGGGCAUCUCGGUGCGCGCCGCCAACUCCAAGGUGGCUUUCUCCGCAGUCCGGAGCAACAAUCACGAGCCGUCAGAGAUGAGCAAUAAAACAAGAAUAAUCUACUUCGAUCAGGUGCUGGUCAAUAUAGGAAACUACUUUACCCUUGAAUCCGUAUUUUUGUCCCCAAGAAAAGGAGUCUACAGUUUCAACUUUCAUGUGAUUAAAGUGUACCAGAGCCAAACGAUACAGGUGAACCUGAUGUUGAACGGGAAACCAGUCAUCUCCGCCUUCGCCGGCGACAAAGACGUCACCCGCGAGGCAGCCACCAACGGCGUUCUCCUGUUUCUCGAAAAGGAAGACAAGGUCUAUCUAAAGCUGGAAAAGGGAAAUCUGGUUGGCGGAUGGCAAUAUUCGACGUUCUCCGGCUUUCUUGUGUUCCCGCUGUGAAUAAAUAAAAAAAGAGAGAAGAAUUAAUUAAAAAAAAGGACAAGUGCAAGCUUACAGACUACGUCAUGAUGUGUCGUCACAGUAUAAUCGAAACAUUUGCUGCUACAUCUGUUGGAUUUUCGGCCAAUGGUUGAGGUGUUGGAUGCAACAAGGAUAAGACUUUGGAGAUUGUUUUUUUUUGAUGGGAUGUGCCAAACUCCUGUCCAGGUGAAAGACUCUGGAAAUGUUCCCCCCAUUGUUGUCGUACAUUCCUGUGUCUCGCAGCUCAAUGAGAGGAACAUCAACACAUCAGUGUACCCUUCUCCUCAAAAUAUUUCCAGCAUACAAUUUUUUUUUCUCCUUCAUUUCCAUCUGCCUCUUUGAGUGGACACUGUAUAUGCUUCUGUUAUCUACGUAAUGUGUCACCGCUGAAAUGUAUACUUUAAAAAGCGACCGGGCCCUGAGGCAGACGCUGACCUGUGCACUUUUGUUUCUGCAUACUGUCCAGCCAUUUGAAGGAAUACGUGAGAACUCCUGCAAUGUGCUACGUACACACCGGGCAUGUGAUGCGUGUUCAAGAACGCAGUUACUUGAAUGGACUUUUAGCAUAUGAGGUUCACGCUAGACUGUCGCUACACAAUACUAGCCCUUGACUGGAAAAGGCAAAAUUUUUUUCUUCAUUAUCAAUUUUCAAAUGAUUGUUAGCUCUGUGUUUUGAAAAGGACGCCAUCCAUACGCCCCUACCAAAUCCAAGUUUGAUUGAUUUAUUUUCCAGCAGACGUUCAAAAGUCGUUCAUUUUGUAUGUUGAACCUGAAAAUUGACUUAAUCUUAAAGGGGGCCAUACCAUGUUUUUUUUUUAAGUUUUAUAGGGUAAACUAUAUCCAUAUAAAUGAUUAUAUAUUACAUUUGGAACACUAAAAUCGAAAUUAUUUAUAAAAUAUUAGGGUUUUUUUUGGCAUACUCUUUUCAUACUCGGAAGUAAAACGACUCGAUUUUUGCCCAUUUCAUUAUGUAAUCCUAAAAAAAAAAGUUAUAUCGAUGUAGGUCUACAUACUGUAUAACCUUGGCGUUUAUCCCCAAAAUUUGGUACAGACAGAAUGGUGAUGGCUAAUGGGUUCAUUUUGCUGUGAAAUUUGGACAACACCAGAUGAACAUUUCAGGAUUUAUUGAAAUGAUGACAUAAUCUCUGUAUCUAAAAUUCCUCUUUGCUUUCAUGUGGAUCCAUUUACCUUUCUGCUGUUGCUCAAUAAUUCACUUUAAACCAGUUAUCCCAAUUUCAGGCUCACUUUUCCCUCCAGGAAAUAGUCUGCUCCCUUUCUCCUGCCGUCUUUCCAAAUAUCCCUCAUCCAUUUUCUGAUACGUUUAGGAUCCAUCUCAACAUGUUGUGGAGAUUUCUCACCAGCCCAUAAGCUCCUUUCCCACUGAACAAAGUUUGAAUGCUAAAGAAUUAGCUUGAGCUGCUAGCUUCGCGGAGAAAACGUUUGUGUGGGACCGGAACAGACUCUUCCUGGAGGAGGCGGUUCUCACCUUGUGACAUCAGCGCGUAAGAACCCGCUCAUUUUCGUGGGUAUGGGACGGGCUGGUACUGAGAGCACAGUUUUAGAGGAUUUCUCAGAAAUGCGUGAAUGGAUCAAAAUACCGCUUUGGGGUUGUUUAUAGAGAGGGAUGAACAGUAGAAUACAUUUAAAAGCUCAAAAAGUUGAUUGUUCAUGAUAUGGCCCCUUUAAGUAGUGAAGCGUGAGCCCAAAACGUGCAAAUAUGCAUAAACUUCCCAUUGAAAGUGGCCACAUGAGCACGUGUUGCCAAAGCUGGUGUGAACAUAGCAUUAAUCUGAACAAAGAUCAAGCAAGUUUCAUAGAAUGUGACCCCAGAUAGUGAAUUAUUUUUAUUAUCAUUAUAGUUUUUCAUGGAAUGUAACAGUUGUGCAUCAGGGUGGCUCAGAACCCAAGUAUAACAAGAAAAUCCUCUUUGAUUCUUUUAGUUUUCAGAUGUCUAAGUCAUGCUAAGAUGCUCCGUCUGUAAAUCUGUGUUCCUCUUGUAACCACUAACGGCGUUCUGGUUCAUGUGUGUUAAUAUGUGGCUGAUAAACCUGCAGCCCCGCUUCUUCCUCCAGCUGCCCUAGCUACUUUAUUUUUUUCAGUUGAUUGUGUUGUUUGCAGAGAAACAGUUUUCUACUUCUUUUAGACUUUUUGCUCUCAAAAUAAACAGCUAAAAGUUUUUGGGUUUUUUUGCAGUGGUUUUAGUUCUGUAUACAGAACUCAGCUCAGACCACCAAAAUAAAACACGUUAUAUUUGUUCAA